UUUCCAGACUUGUACGAGGCCUCUAUCGCCGAGCUGCAAGACGGUCUCUCGAAGGGCCUGUUCACGAGCGUCGACCUCGUCACGGCCUACUUUGCGCGCAUCGAAGAGGUCAACCUUCAAGGCCCGGUGCUGCGCGCGGUCAUAGAGACGAACCCCAGCGCGCUCGCCCAAGCAGCAGCGCUGGACAGAGAGCGCCGAGCCACGGGGGCCCGUGGGCCGCUGCAUGGCAUCCCGAUCCUGCUGAAGGACAACAUUGCCACCCAGGCCAGCGACGGCAUGAACACGACCGCAGGCUCCUUCGCCCUCCUCGGCUCCGUCCCGCCGCGCGACGCCACCGUUGCCGCGAAGCUGCGCGCGGCGGGCGCGAUCCUCCUCGGCAAGGCGAACCUAUCCGAGUGGGCGCACUUCCGCGGGGACCUCGCCUCCGGGUGGUCCGGGCGCGGCGGGCAGGCGACGAGCCCGUAUUUCCCACAGGCGGACCCAUCCGGCUCGAGCUCGGGCAGCGCGAUCGGCAGCGCGAUCGGCCUCGCGGCCGCCGCGCUCGGGAGCGAGACGGACGGGAGCAUCGUGUCGCCGAGCAGCAGGAACAACCUCGUCGGGAUCAAGCCCACCGUCGGCCUCACGUCGCGCGCGGGAGUGGUGCCGAUCUCGGUGAACCAGGACACGGUGGGCCCCAUCGCGCGCUCCGUCGCGGACGCGGUCGCGAUCCUGGGCGUCAUCGCGGGGCGCGACGCGCUCGAUAACUUCACGCUCGCGCAGCCCGCGCGGGUGCCGGACUACACGGCGGCGCUGCGGCGCGACGCGCUGCGCGGCGUGCGCUUGGGCGUCCCGCGGCUGUUCAUGCCCGACGACCAGAACAUAGUCGCGGCGUUCAACGCGUCGCUCGACGUGAUCAGGGCGCUCGGCGCGACCGUCGUCGACCCCGCGGAGUUCCCCGACGCGGAGGAGCUGCUGGCGUCGAACAACGAGACCCUCGUCCUGGACACGGAUUUCAAGGUCGACGUGCAGAACUACAUCGCGGGCCUGCUCGCGGUCCCGACCGGCGUGACGGACCUCGCGGACCUGAUCGCGUUCAACAACGCGCACCCGGACCUGGAGCUCGUCGCGCCCUUCUACACCUCCCAAUCCGAGUUCCUCGCGGCCGAGAACACGACCGUCGACGCCGUCUACUUCGCCGCGCUCGCGGCGGACCACGCGCUCGGGCGCACGCGCGGCAUCGACGGGGCGCUGAAGAAGUUCGCCCUGGACGCUAUCAUCCUACCCACAGACGGUGCGUGCUCGACUGACCCCCCCGCGCGCGCACGCGCGCCCGCAGACGUCGUCCCGGGCCCGGCGGCGCCCGUGGUCGAGCGCGCGCCGGGGCUGCCGUUCGGGCUCGCGUUCGUGGGGACCGCGUUUGCGGAGCGCGCGCUUGUGGGGUUCGCGUUUGCGUUCGAGCAGGCGACGCACGUGCGC
Molecule: messenger RNA, 1455 nt
Organism: Heterobasidion irregulare TC 32-1
Lineage: Eukaryota; Fungi; Basidiomycota; Agaricomycetes; Russulales; Bondarzewiaceae
Exons: 7
Source: RefSeq, a predicted model, not a curated record